ACCAUAAAUGUAUACGUCAGAGAUUUCUAAAAUAACUGGGGGAAAUGUAGUGUCCGCUUUGGUUGGACGAGAUGCCGCGCAUAUCGUAACCGCACAUCCCGAAGAGACUGUCUCUUCCUGUUUCACCUAUUGCGACCACAAGCUGGCGACUGUUGAGACAGUCACGUGACGAUACAGUGAGGCCUGAGAAGCCGACACCUUAAUCAUAGCAACCCUAGUGCGCAGCAAGGUUUAUACAUGCAUGCAUACACACUGUGACAAGUUACUUAGUCUCUAGGCACAGCACAAAAGGAACCACCACAGUUCUACUGAUCCAAUUGGAAUCCCUACUAGCAACUAUUGUUUCUUCCGUCGUAGACUAGAACGCGCAGUAAGAAGCUGCUUAAGUUAAUGGCACACUAUACAGAUCAGUAAUCACAUGCAUAGCAGCUGUAUGCUAAUUUCAACAAAAGACAUCCUAUUGUUGCAAGGUUAUACAGAUCGUUUUAAGGCGAUGAUGUCAUGCUAAGCAUACCACUCAACGAAGCUGUGCAUCUACUCUCGUCGGCUAUAAAAUCAGAAAUCGCACUCUGUCGCCCCAUUCUCACUCUCACAAAGCGAGCUAUACAAUGGAUUACUUCCAUCUUCUCGUUCGACUCGCUCUUUUGUUUUUCUGCUACUCCAACAACGGUCACAUCCAUGCCAGCGCAAAAGCAAUGCCAUCAAAUACAUCGUCGGAUUCGAUGUCAUCGCAUUUUCUGCACGACGAACAUCAACAAACACAAGCCGCUUCGAACAAAACAUCGUACCCAUCCGACGUCUCGUCCAAAAUCUUCGACAGCAGCGACGACAGCUCCGAUGCCGAGAGACCGACUCGAAAACGCAACUUCGCUCGCGUCGUUCACACAGCAACGUGGGAUCCAAACAUGCAGACGUCUAACAAAAAUCGGGAAAAUUUCCAGUCAACUAAAAGUGCCGGUCUGCAGACAAAUGACUGCGCUCCUGCACGAUACCAGGUGACUGUUAGUCAUCUCAACUGUACAAAGCACUUAAUCACUCUGAUAUGCUCCGGCGGUUGCAAAAGCUACUCGUAUCCCAGCCAGGCAUCGUUCGUGUACAAACAUCGGAAAAAUAUCCACAACUUCUGUAGCUGCUGUUGGACCACAGACGUAAAGAAAGUUCCGUACACCAUACAGUGCCAAAUUGAAAAACGAGUACACCGCAAGACCGUCUAUAUUCCAGUCGCCAAAAAGUGUGCAUGCCGUCCGUGCAUGUAA
Molecule: messenger RNA, 1256 nt
Organism: Corticium candelabrum
Lineage: Eukaryota; Metazoa; Porifera; Homoscleromorpha; Homosclerophorida; Plakinidae
Exons: 2
Coding region: 609-1256 (215 amino acids)
Source: RefSeq, a predicted model, not a curated record